Messenger RNA from Leptosia nina, 690 nucleotides. Lineage: Eukaryota; Metazoa; Arthropoda; Insecta; Lepidoptera; Pieridae. The record is from the annotation of a GenBank genome assembly.
AUGAGUUUAUUUGGAGAAGUAGUUGAACCGGGAACAAGAACUGCUUGGGAAGAUUGGGAUGACGCAGGACCACAACAUGAUAUCCCUGAACUAAAAUGGAACAAUGCUUUGGAAGUACCAGAUGUAAUAGACCUUCUUAUUAUACUAGAUGGAAAAUAUGUAUCAGACACUUUACAGCUACACUCUCAAGAUUCUGUAGAACUACUAAACACUGUUAAAGAAGCAAGUCUAAGUCUGUACAAAAUAAAAUUGAGAAAUGCAUACAUUUGUAUCUUAAAAGACUACAAUUUACUUUUAAGUGGAGAAAUAGUAGAACUACUCAGAGAUUUUGUUGAGAAAAGCAAAGAUAUAAUAUCAGUUUUAAAAAAGCCAGUAGCUGAUUAUCAAACAAGCAGUCUUGCAUAUCAGCCAUGUAUCAUUAGAUCUUUGACAACAACAGUCAAUCUUACUAAUUCUUAUGGCCUGGAAUUUCCAAAACUGGAGCAGCCAAAUAUCCUUUCCGGUGUGGGGGCAGGAGUGUUGACUCUAAGGGAGCAUCUUAGUUUAUCUGCCUCACUUAUAGUAUACUAUCUAGAAUACAUGGAGAGUUCUCAAAUGGAGGAAAUACAUGGCCUUUUGCAGAAACUGGACAUCUCUGUAGCUUCUAAACCUGCUCCCAGUAGUAUCAUAAACUCUAACCUCUAUAUAUGA